Bactrocera tryoni is the source of this 2546-nucleotide messenger RNA. Its product is annotated as septin-2-like. The record is from RefSeq and is a predicted model, not a curated record. Gene Ontology annotation, biological process: regulation of exocytosis; cytoskeleton-dependent cytokinesis. Lineage: Eukaryota; Metazoa; Arthropoda; Insecta; Diptera; Tephritidae. The coding region runs from base 632 to 1759 and encodes 375 amino acids. The transcript is spliced from 4 exons. Gene Ontology annotation, cellular component: synaptic vesicle; septin complex; microtubule cytoskeleton. Gene Ontology annotation, molecular function: molecular adaptor activity; GTPase activity; GTP binding.
UGCAGUGAAUUGAGUGUUUAGGAGACUAAUUUCUAUAAUGAAAACAAAUUGCUAGUUUAUUACACGGGCGUUAAAGUGAAGUGUACACACGGCUGAGCAGCCUGAGAAGCAUGAGAUAAAGCGAAUAGAAGAAGCUUAGUAGAAUUCGAGCGACGAAAGCAACAAAUACAACGGUGCAAAAGUGUGCGGCGUACGCUAACAUGGCGAUGACGGUUUGACGGGCAUAUUAAUAACGGGAAAUGCAUGAAAAUUAAACAAUAAACAAAUUGUUUGUUACGCAAUCAAUGAAAGAAAGUGCAAAAUAACAAAAGACAAUAAUUUAUAAAGCGGAAAUAACAUAGCGUGUAAGGGAAACACAAAGCAAAGUGGUUAAAGCAAAAACCACGGAGGAAAAAAUCGACGUGCGUAGGACCUCUGUGUGCGCUUUGCCAGGAUACACACAGCGGGUGCCACCCAAAAACAAAAGAAAAAAAAAACCAAAGCGAAAGCGAAGAAAUAUUUACUGCCAGCAAGUAUCCUUACCAGCGAGCUUAUUAACGGCACCAAAUCAGACAUUCAGCAAAUAAAAAGUGUACUUGUUGUUGUUGUAUGUAAAUAACGCAUACGUGCUGCAGCAGUUCUAAGCGUAGCAAUGUCUAAAACGCCGUCAUUCGAUAAAGAUCGUGACUACAUCGGCUUUGCCACCCUACCCGAGCAGGUGCAUCGGAAAUCAGUAAAACGUGGUUUUGAAUUUACGCUCAUGGUUGUCGGUGAAUCAGGCCUAGGCAAGUCGACGCUGAUCAAUAGUCUGUUUCUCGGUGACCUAUACAAAAAUCGAGUAGUACCAAAUGUUGAAGAGCGGCUCGAGAAAACGACGCGUGUCGAAAAGAAGACAAUGGAUAUAGAGGAACGCGGUGUGCGCUUACGCUUAACGGUGGUGGAUACACCCGGUUUCGGUGACGGCAUCAACUGUGAGGACAGUUGGCGCGUCUGUACCGCCUACAUCGACGAGCAGUUCCGUCAAUAUUUCACAGACGAGAGUGGACUGAAUCGUCGCAAUAUACAGGAUAAUCGUGUGCAUUGUUGUUUGUACUUUGUGCCGCCGUGGGGCCACAGUCUACGCCAGAUGGAUCUGGAUCUCAUUAGGCGCCUACACCGCAAAGUCAAUAUAGUGCUGGUGAUCGCCAAGGCGGAUUGUCUGACCAAAAAUGAGGUGCGCAAACUCAAGGAGCGCAUACUGCAAGAUCUGGAGGAUAACAAAAUACAGUUAUAUCAGUUUCCCGAAUGCGAUUCGGACGAAGAUGAUGACUUCAAACAGCAAGAUCGCGAUCUAAAAGCAUCGAUACCAUUCGCCGUCGUCGGCAGCAACACGAUACUUGAGGUGGCGGGCAAAAAGGUGCGCGGCCGCCAGUAUCCCUGGGGUGUGGUGGACGUGGAAGAUCCCGAACAUAGUGAUUUCAAUAAAUUACGCACUUUCCUUAUCUCGACACACAUGCAAGAUCUGAAGGACACCACACAGGAUGUGCACUACGAGAACUUCCGUGCACAAUGCAUCUCACAGAUAUCGCAACAUGCGCUCCGAGAGCGCGGCAAAUUGAAGCGCGACUCGAUUAGCUCGACCAAUGGUUUUGAUGCGGCCAUUUCGGAAACCGAUCGUCUGUUGUUGCAGAAAGACGAAGAGAUACGACGCAUGCAGGAUAUGCUCACGCAGAUGCAGGAGAAACUCAAGCAGACACAUUUGAUGGAGAUGAAGAAAAACGACAGUGUCAUCGAUGUUUAAGCGCAAACAAAGAAAGAGAAAGGGAGAGAGAGAGAGAGAGAGAGAGAGAGAGAGAGAGGUAGAGAAAGAGAGAGAGGGUGCUACAGAGUAACCAGCAGAGAGCAGCUUGUUUGGAGGAGUAAAAUUACUUUGUAGGCGUGAGCUCGAACCCCAGUAAAUCCAAAAACUACCAAUAUUUCGCGCACAACUGUACAACACUGAGUAUUUAUGAUUUGGCAAAUACUUUUUUAAAGUAAUGCUAGAAGCACAGACACAUACAAAUAUACAUAUAUUACAAUAUAGAGUACACACAAUUAGCUUAGUUUGAGCUUAAAUUCAACCAAACAGAGUUAGGUUAGGUUCCCUUGCACAAAUACUAGGCGCACCAAAGUGUUUUCCGAGCUCAUUUAGACUUCGAUUUUCAUUUUCGAAAUUUGGCCACACACAUACCAGUGCAUAAAAUAAGAAUAUAUUGUCAAAUAUAAAGGAAAACAACGAUCAGCAUUUAAGCAUUAUUUCGAAGCGUCGAUAAUCCCAAAAAUUGGCAAAAUAUUUAUUCCACCACACACUCACACACAAAUCCAUAUAAAUGCAUUCCCAAUCCAUCAUUACGAAAGUGUAAGAUUUAUGUAGUCUGCAAAACGAAUAAGCGGUUUUUUUUAGAAUCCAAACGUUAGCGGUAUUCACAAGCGUUAAAUAGCUACUUACUAAUCAAUUGCAUAUUAGAAGCGAUCAUAUUUAAACGAAAAAUAUAUAAUUACAAAUAAUAAUAAAAAUAAAUUUACAACAACAUUUUCGAAAAUAGCGA